AUGGUUGAUGAUCCACCCAUGCAACUUCCUUCUUCACGUCCCCAUACUCCCGCGGACGACAUCACAUACCUCGCCGAGUCAACUGAGCGUCCGUUGACCUCUGAUAGUCCCUCGCCCACCUAUGCGGAUUCGGCCUCGCCACCAUCCUUUACCGAGACUGCAUCCCCAGAUGCUCCUAGUACCCUUCCCGCCGAACCCCGCCGAGGCCUCCGACAUCGUCACCCACCGAAGGUGCUCUUGGACAUUUAUGAUGUCGACCUACCUGGUUCCUCCAAUUCCAUUUCCGUUCGGCACCCUAUUGCAAAUCAUGUCAGGUAUCAUCGCUUGUCCACGCCACAUCGCGCCUUUGUUGCUAGCAUCACUCACCACCCAAAGCCACGUUUCUACCACCAGGCAGUUCGGUUUUUGCAUUGGCGGUUGGCCAUGCAAGCCGAGAUCUCGGCCCUGGUUGCUAAUGGCACUUGGGUUCUUGUUCCUCUUCCACUGGGUAAACGUGCCAUUGACUGCAAAAGGAUUCACUCAAAUCGAAGGAACUGA
Molecule: messenger RNA, 537 nt
Organism: Linum trigynum
Lineage: Eukaryota; Viridiplantae; Streptophyta; Magnoliopsida; Malpighiales; Linaceae
Source: the annotation of a GenBank genome assembly